Molecule: messenger RNA, 983 nt
Organism: Marmota flaviventris (yellow-bellied marmot)
Lineage: Eukaryota; Metazoa; Chordata; Mammalia; Rodentia; Sciuridae
Gene: Ramp1
Product: receptor activity modifying protein 1
Biological process (GO): cellular response to hormone stimulus; G protein-coupled receptor signaling pathway; receptor internalization
Cellular component (GO): cell surface; membrane; signaling receptor complex
Molecular function (GO): coreceptor activity
Source: RefSeq, a predicted model, not a curated record
CCGCGGUGGCGCGCCUCUCAGGCUGGCGCAGUCUGCAGCAAACGGGAUCCGCAGGUCGGCUGGUUUGCCGCGCACCAUGGCUCCCAGCUUGCGAGGCCUCCCUUGGUGCUGUCUCUGGCUGUUCCUUGGUUUCGUCGGCCCGGAGUACUCCAGCAGCCACAUGGUGGAGGGACAGCAGGUGCACCAGGUCCUCCUGGUCUCCGCCUGCCAGGAUGCCAACUUUAGCGCCCUCAUCCAGAAGCGCUGCCUGACCCGCUUCCAGGAGGACAUGGAGGCCCUCGGGAAGGAUCUGUGGUGCGACUGGGACAAGACCGUCCGGAGCUACGGGGAGCUCACUGAGUGCACCAAGGCCGUGGCUGCGAACCUGGAUUGCUUCUGGCCCAACACGGAGGUGGACAGGUUCUUCGUGGCGGUCCACCGCCACUACUUCAGGCUCUGCGCCAUCUCCGGCAGGUCCGUGCAGGACCCAGCCAGGGGCAUCCUCUGUCCCUUCAUCGUGCUCCCCAUCUUGGUGACCCUGCUUAUGACGGCGCUGGUGGUCUGGAGGAGCAAGCGCACCGAGGGCAUCGUGUAGGCGGCCUGGGCUGCCUGCCAAGCGUGGGAGGCUGGGGAGGGAGGGGAGCUCGGGGUGACCUCUUCGCACAAGAGGAGCCCACAGGGCUGGGCUGCGGCUCAGCGGUACAGCGCUCGCCUAGCACAUGCAAGGUCCUGGGUUCCACCCUCAGCACCUCAUAAAAGUAAAUAAAUAAAAUAAAGAUAAAAAAAAGAGGUGCCCACAGGACUUGAGAGUAAUCGUGCUGGUGAUUGACCUCGAGCCUCCGGGAGGGAAGAAGGGACAGGACUGACUUGUCCCUGGGAAGUGCCACGCUUGGGUCUCUAGCAUGCAUGCAACCCACAAUGUCCCCGCCUGCAUUCCAGGUCCCCCCCUUAGCUGUGUUUGUGUACAUGUGUAGCUUCUGAUUAAAAGGAUCUUCUGAACUGAA